AUGUAUAUCAGGCCAGCCCAUGCCGUCCUCGAGCCCGAAACACUCCGAUCCUUCAUAAAAAGCAACCCUCUCGGUAUCCUCACCACAGCCAUCUCGCACCCCGACAUGCCCUUCCUCCAAUCCUCACACAUCCCCUUCCUCAUCGACGCGCCCACAUCCCCCUCCGACCCGUCCGACCUCGGCUCCCUGCGGGGUCACAUCGCCGCCGCGAACCCACAAGCCAAAGCGCUCGUCGCAGCCGCCCGGGCCGCGCCCGGCGCGUCGCCCGACGCGGGCACACUGGCGCAGGAGGUGCUCGUGCUGUUCACGAGCCCGACGCAGAGCUACGUCACGCCGAGCCUGUAUGUGCAGACGAAGCCCGCGACAGGCAAGGUCGUGCCGACGUGGGACUACAUGGCCGUGCAGGCGUACGGGCGCGUUACGGUGCACCACUCUGCGGCGACGGAGGAGGGGACGCGGGCGUGGUUGCAGCGGGCGGUGUGCGAUCUGACGGAGCAUGCGGAGCGGGAGGUCGCGCGGAAGGAGGAGGGGGAGGCGUGGGAGGUGGCGGAUGCGCCGAAGGCGUUUGUGGAUGUGCUGAAGAGGGCAAUUGUGGGUGUUGAGAUUAAACUGACGAGGUUGGAGGGGAGGUGGAAGGUGGGGCAGGAGCUGAGCGAGGGGGAUCGGCAGGGUGUGGUGGACGGGAUGAGGGCGUUGGGGACAAGUGUGGGCGAGGCGAUGGCGAACGUGGUGGAAGAAAAGGGGAAGAAGGAUCGAUGACUCUCAUACCGUGGUAUCUUUGCGUUACACAAUUCUCGUGCUUUUGAGAUACCAACUAUGUUCCCGUAUCCAUCAAAGGAGUCGCUCAAGAGGUUAGCUGCAGCCAUUGGCUACCGCGACCAGCGCCCGUCCGUUCACACGUGUCGCUCACUCACCGCGACCUCCACACUCAUGAUCGACC
Coniophora puteana RWD-64-598 SS2 is the source of this 940-nucleotide messenger RNA. RefSeq names its product transcriptional regulator. Bases 1 to 759 code for a protein of 252 amino acids. The transcript is spliced from 2 exons. NCBI's taxonomy places the organism in Eukaryota, Fungi, Basidiomycota, Agaricomycetes, Boletales, Coniophoraceae. The record is from RefSeq and is a predicted model, not a curated record.